AUGAGGAGGACACACCCACACCGGAAGUGCGACAACUGGGCUUUUCUGUCAUUUUUGUUUUGGUCAACAAUUGACAUUUUGUUUUUCUUUAAGGGAAUCCUUCAGACAAACUCAGCAUACGUUUAAUCUCGGAAACGGACAAAAGUGCGUUACUUAAAGAUUUAACGAAUUUCAUUUUAAGAGUUUUAUUUUAUUCGCUGAUUUUUGCAAGCUAGCUGACUGAGCUGUCACUUGAGCCGUUAGCCUGCUAGCCUAAACGUUACGUGUUAAUGCAACCUAAUGGAAGUUAAAUAUAUUUAAAUGAUAUAUAAUUUAUAUGCAAUUUUGCCUGUGGAAGAUUGAUUUCUUGAACAGAUUUAGUGAAUCGAGUGCAUUCAGCUAGCAAGUCAUUAAAAUACUGUAGCUAACACAGUUGAGAGAUUUGCAAAUUUGUUGCAUUAUCUUGUUUCUCAGAUUACCACUUCUCUACUAUUUAAUAGUUUGCUCUAACUCGUAGUCUUUGGUUUAGAGAAUUAAUAUGUUCUUGUAAUGUUUCUCACUGUGACUACACCAGCUGUGGUAGAGACAGUAAAAUCUGAAUCUAAUCUCUAUGUGGAGCUGGCACCACCAGUUCCCACCAUCAUGCCGGCUCUUCUGGAGAGGCCCAAAUUAUCCAGUGCAAUGGCACGUGCCUUACACAAGCACAUUAUGAGAGAGAGAGAAAGGAAGAGACAAGAGGAGGAAGAGGUUGAUAAAAUGAUGGAACAGAAACUAAAAGAAGAAGAAGAGAGAAAGAGGAAGAAGGAGAUGGAGGAGAGGAUGUCUUUAGAGGAAACUAAAGAGCAGAUUAUGAAGAUGGGGGAGAAGCUGCAGUGUCUUCAGGAGGAGAAGCACCAGCUUUUCCUGCAGCUGAAAAAGGUCCUGCAUGAAGAAGAGAAAAGACGCCGGAAAGAACAGAGUGACAUGACAACUCUGACUUCAGCAACAUACCAACCAAACAUGGCCAUCCACACAGGACAGCACCUUCUUAGCAUGCAAGCGAGUCAAGUGAGUCAUGGGCGUCCUGGAGCUCUUUUGGGUGAACGCAGCAAACAGCUCUUCCAGUCCCCGGUCAUUCCUACUCGGCAUUUUCAGUCUCAGCCUGGAUUUAGUGCCGGUGGAGCGGAGCAUGGCCAGUACUCUGGAGCCCAGCCCAGUCACAGCCCGUAUGGAGUCACCCAGCCACAGCAUACAUCACCAUUCGCCUCCAGUCAGCCGGUGCCUGCCAACUAUGCCAGUGGUUCACAACUCAGAGGUGCAUCAGCAUUUCAGGCUAUGCAGUACUUGCCCCAUCAGCAACAGGGCUAUGCGGUCCACAGUCACUUCACCUCUCAGCAAGGUUAUAUCCCCAGUGCUGGGAUUCCCCUGCAAAAACAGCUUGAACACGCCAACCAGCAGUCUGGCUUCACAGACUCUAGUCCACUGAGGCCCAUGCAUCCACAGGCUCUACAUGUCAGCGCUACAGGUUUGCUGCCAACUCCCUCUAUCGCUGUCCAGAUCCCUCCAGGCAAGUCUGGCUUACCGUAUGCACACCCACCAAGGCCAGGUUCUCCAGGCACGUUCACCCAUGGCACGUCAACACAACAAGCACAUGCAGCUACAUUUCCAAGCUCUUCUCAGCCAGCCCCUCGCCACACCUACCUCUCUCACAGCCAAUCAGGGCAGAGGUUUUAUCAUCAUGGAAAAUAGAUAUCCAGCUCAUCUAACCACAUGCAAGACGUUAGGGGUAAAAGAACAGAUUCAUCACCUACACUGCGUGAUGAAAGCUCAAAGCUACACAGCACACACAGCUUGGCAUCAUAGUAUUAUCAUUUAAAAACCACAUGACUGUAUUAUUGUCACAAGCACGUUGUUUUCUCUGUCAGGCCUCCCUUUGCAACAGGGUAUAUGCUGUUUACUUCAAUAUUAUAGUGGGAUGUGUCUGAAUGUUUCUUUUUUUAUUUAUUAAAAAACACACCUGUGCCAACAUUAGUAGCAUCGCUAUACCAAUAAUACAUGACAAAACUAGAUUAGUUAAAAAACUAAACCAAACAAUCCAGAAAGAGAACAAAGUAUUCUGUUUUUUAGAAUUUGUGUUAAAGACCUCCCUCUCAGGGCUGUCUAUAAUUUACAUUAACAUUGAUAAAUGCACUUAUCCCUGAUUCAAGCUACCACAGGAAAAUAAUAUUUUCGUAUGAUUUUAAAUUGUAAAUGUUAUGUUUUUAACCAACUGAAUUUCACAAAAUUGCACUUAAAACAUUAAUUUUAUUAUUAAAUUCUGUUAAACAGAGCUUGUUAACAUAGUAAUAAAAAUAGUUGUGUAGAAAAAACA
Misgurnus anguillicaudatus (oriental weatherfish) is the source of this 2329-nucleotide messenger RNA. RefSeq names its product G protein pathway suppressor 2 (gene gps2). Gene Ontology annotation, molecular function: transcription coregulator activity. NCBI's taxonomy places the organism in Eukaryota, Metazoa, Chordata, Actinopteri, Cypriniformes, Cobitidae. Gene Ontology annotation, biological process: regulation of transcription by RNA polymerase II. The record is from RefSeq and is a predicted model, not a curated record. Gene Ontology annotation, cellular component: transcription regulator complex.